This is a messenger RNA of Phascolarctos cinereus (koala), 737 nucleotides long. Lineage: Eukaryota; Metazoa; Chordata; Mammalia; Diprotodontia; Phascolarctidae. The record is from RefSeq and is a predicted model, not a curated record.
UGUCAAAGACAAACCCUUCAGAAGAUGAAGAUUCUACUGCUGACCCUGGGGCUGGGCCUGGUCUGUGGCCUCCAGGGCCUCGAUAACAGUGCAAAAGGCUCACCAAAGCUUGAUGGAAAGUGGUUCACUGUUGCAUUGGCCUCAAAUGUGACAUCUAAGAUAGAGGAAGGAGGUAGCUUGCGGAUAUUUGUCUACAAUAUCAGAGUAUAUGAUGGUUUUCUUACUGCAGAUUUCUUCAAAAGGGAAAAUGGCAAAUGCAUUCCAUUUUCUGUGACUGCUAUCACAAAAGAAGAUGGUUCAAAUCUUGUGCACUAUGAUGGACUGAAUGAUUUUUCGCUUGAAAGUUUUGAUGAUGAAUAUUCAAUAUUUAUGUUAUAUAAUAUCAAAGAUGGAGAGGUGACUAUUUGGGGAGAACUCUUUGGCCGGACUCCAGAUCUGCCAGAUGAGAUAAAGAAGAAAUUUGAGGAAAUAUGUGAAAGAUUUGGAAUUGGGAAAGAUCAAAUUAGAGACUUGUACAAUGAUGAUCGAUGUGAGAAACUUCGUUAAGGAAGUUCAUCCUGGCAUACAGGAAUUCCUAGGAUGAAACAUCCCUGUGUUUUUGCAAACCACUCCUGCUUCCUCUGAAGAAUUGUUAGUAUGGUUGCUGAAGACUUCUACUGGCUUUCUGUUCUCUCCUCCAAACUCAAGGGGGAUGCUAUUCCCCUCACUGCCCUGCCUUAUCACAGGCAGGUCUCUUG